CCCCAGGGACUCAGAGCCACAGCCAGUGACGGAGGCUAGAAGGUGAAGCAGGAACCACGUCUGGAGGAUGUGAGUGCCAGACCCAGGAAGAGACUCAGCUUCCGACCUCCUCCGGCAGGACUCUCCAAACCAGAACCGGCCAGGCUUUAGGCGCCUCCUCCCUAUGUCCCAGGGGCACCAGCCACCCUGCGCCCCUCUCCAUUGCAGCCUCCUGCUCCCCACUGUCGCCAGGACCCUCCCCUGCUCCUCGAGGAUCACCUGGCCAUCCAGCUUCCAGGAGGCUCCUGGGCCCAUUGAACAGAUAAGAAAACCACACAGCAAAUCGCUUCUCUGGCACAGUGUGAUGGCCUCCUAGCCGGCCGCCGCGGGAUGGAGGGUUUCAUGGACUCAGGGACGCAGACGGACGCCGUGGUGGUGCUGUCCUUGGCUCAGGCCGCCGUGCUGGGCCUGGUCUCGGAGAAUGAGCUCUUUGGAGCCACGAUAAGCGCUGAUGCCUUCUACCCGGACCUGGUGCCCGAGCUGUCCGGGCCAGCCCUGGGGGACCCGGGACUGCCAGGCGCCGAUGUCUACCAGCUGGCCUGCAACGGGCAGGCCCUGGAGGGGCCGGUGGAGGAGGAGGAGGUGCUGGAGGUGGAGGCCGCCUUCGAGAAGCACACCCGGCGGAAGACGCGGCCACCCGUGCGGCUGGUGCCCAAAGUCAAGUUUGAGAAGGUGGAGGAGGAGGAGCAGGAGGUGUACGAGGUGUCCGUGGCCGGAGAUAACAAGGAGGCGGGGCCCCCAGACGCCCCUGCACAGGAGGCUGCCGGUGGCGAGGCCCUAGUUCAAAGCAGCUCCGUCAAGAUGAUUGACCUCAGCGCCUUCAGUCGCAAGCCCCGGACGCUCCGGCACCUGCCCCGGACCCCGCGGCCCGAGCUGGAGGUGGCCCCCUAUGACCCUCACUUCCCUGGCCCGACCCUGGAUAGUUACCCAGAGCCCAGCGUGGUGCUGCCCGGGGCCGAGCCCAUGCCCGCUGAGUGUGGCUUCAAGCCGCCGCCCCUGAGUGACCCCGAGGCGCCCACCAUGGAGUCCCCGGAGCCCGCGAAGCCGGAGCAGGGCUUCGUGUGGCAGGAGGCGGCUGAGCUCGAGGCGGACCCGGCGGGCUCGACGGUGGAGCGCCACAAGAAGGCGCAGCUGGACCGCCUGGACAUCAACGUGCAGAUCGACGACUCCUACCUGGUGGAGGCGGGCGACCGGCAGAAGCGCUGGCAGUGCCGCAUGUGCGAGAAGUCGUACACGUCCAAGUACAACCUGGUGACGCACAUCCUGGGCCACAACGGCAUCAAGCCGCACUCGUGCCCGCACUGCGGCAAGCUCUUCAAACAGCCCAGCCACCUGCAGACGCACCUGCUGACGCACCAGGGCACGCGGCCCCACAAGUGCCAGGUGUGCCACAAGGCCUUCACGCAGACCAGCCACCUCAAGCGCCACAUGCUGCUGCACUCGGAGGUCAAGCCCUACAGCUGCCACUUCUGCGGCCGCGGCUUCGCCUACCCCAGCGAGCUCAAGGCCCACGAGGUGAAGCACGAGAGCGGCCGCUGCCACGUCUGCGUGGAGUGCGGCCUGGACUUCUCCACCCUGACCCAGCUCAAGCGCCACCUGGCCUCCCACCAGGGCCCCACCCUCUACCAGUGCCUGGAGUGCGACAAGUCCUUCCACUACCGCAGCCAGCUGCAGAACCACAUGCUGAAGCACCAGAACGUGAGGCCCUUCGUGUGCACCGAGUGCGGCAUGGAGUUCAGCCAGAUCCACCACCUCAAGCAGCACUCGCUCACCCACAAGGGCGUGAAGGAGUUCAAGUGUGAAGUCUGCGGCCGGGAGUUCACGCUGCAGGCCAACAUGAAGCGGCACAUGCUGAUCCACACCAGUGUGCGGCCCUACCAAUGCCACAUCUGCUUCAAGACCUUCGUGCAGAAGCAGACCCUCAAGACCCACAUGAUUGUACACUCGCCCGUCAAGCCAUUCAAAUGCAAGGUGUGUGGGAAGUCCUUCAACCGCAUGUACAACUUGCUGGGCCACAUGCACCUGCAUGCGGGCAGCAAGCCCUUCAAAUGCCCUUACUGCUCUAGCAAGUUUAACCUCAAGGGCAACCUGAGCCGGCACAUGAAGGUCAAGCAUGGCGUCAUGGACAUCGGCCUGGACAGCCAAGACCCCAUGAUGGAGCUGACGGGCACCGACCCCUCGUUGCUCGACAGCCAGCAGAUGGAGGACUUCCAGGAGAACGCCUACGCCUACGCAGGCGUGGACAGCAACACGGAGGCCAGCGUCCUCAGCGACCCGGCCUACUACAACGUGCUAUAGCACGUGCGGCUGCCCCUGGGGGGUGGAGGUGGGGGGCAGCCAGGCACACUGCACAACACACCUGCAGCUGAGCAACAAGCUACUACCCCACUGCCCUGUGUCCCCCCACCCCACCCCACCUCUCAAGUUGUUUGUACCACUGGGGACUUUGAGACCAAAUGGAAACUACUAGUGGCCUCCCUGUGAAGCAGGCCCAGCCUGAGGCUCCCGGGAAAGAGAGGGAGAACAGGGAGGCCCUUGGGUUGCUGCUGGGUGUGGGAGGGGAAUGCUGAUGGGGCCAUGUUGUGAAGGAUCACAAGGACACACAGCCUCUUUGGGGGUCUCCUCUCUCAGGCCCAGCAGCCAGUGCUGGCUCUUUGGGGGCCCUGGCCCCACUGACACUGGAGGAUAAGUCACUUGAGCCAUGCUUUGUUUGUCUUCAUGGCCAACUCCUGCCUCUAGGGAUGGCUGGCCUGUAUUGGCCAGCACUGACCCCAAGCCUCCUCGGCCCUUGUGCUGUGAAAGGCCCCGCCUGGGGAUCCUCUUCCCCACCCUGCCCCUGACAGCCAGGCAGGACACCCUGCCGUCUACCUCCAGGUGCCCCCACUCUCCUGAGCCAGGUGGAAGCGUGCGCUUGGCUCAGCCCCUGCCUGCAGAAAAGUGGGGUGUUGUACCCCCACCGGCAACAUCCACGCCCCCAGAGGCCUGUGCCUGCCUGCUCUGUGUGAAAGUGCUUUUCCGACCCGCCCCCGCCCCACCACAGUCUCGUUCAGCAGCUUUGAUCUCGUCUGGGUGCUGAGCUGGGGCAGCACACGGGGACCUCUGGCAUGACCAGAGCAGACAGACUGAUGGAGGCCCCUGAAGUGAGGGUGGGGCAGGACAAGA
Echinops telfairi (small Madagascar hedgehog) is the source of this 3201-nucleotide messenger RNA. It is a transcript of the gene ZNF710, whose product is annotated as zinc finger protein 710. Gene Ontology annotation, molecular function: RNA polymerase II cis-regulatory region sequence-specific DNA binding; DNA-binding transcription factor activity. Lineage: Eukaryota; Metazoa; Chordata; Mammalia; Afrosoricida; Tenrecidae. The transcript is spliced from 5 exons. The record is from RefSeq and is a predicted model, not a curated record. Bases 370 to 2337 code for a protein of 655 amino acids. Gene Ontology annotation, biological process: regulation of transcription by RNA polymerase II.